This is a messenger RNA of Fraxinus pennsylvanica, 1089 nucleotides long. The record is from the annotation of a GenBank genome assembly. NCBI's taxonomy places the organism in Eukaryota, Viridiplantae, Streptophyta, Magnoliopsida, Lamiales, Oleaceae.
AUGGCAAAAUCUGGCUUCACAUCUGCCUGGUUGCCUCCACCAUCCAAUUCAUUUGCACCCGAAGGCUACCUUCCCCAGAACCUUUAUUCUCUUAAUUCUUCAUAUGGUUCUGAGCACCUGUUAAAAGCUUUACUUAAUAAGAUGAAGCAGUACAAAGUUAGAGCGAUGGCCGACAUAGUCAUAAAUCAUCGAGUUGGAACUACACGAGGGCAUGGUGGGAAGUAUAACCGUUAUGAUGGAAUUCCAUUAUCGUGGGAUGAACGUGCUGUGACAUCUUGUACUGGUGGACUGGGCAAUAAAAGCACUGGGGACAACUUUCAUGGUGUUCCGAAUAUUGAUCAUACUCAACACUUUGUGAGGAAAGACAUUAUUAACUGGCUUAGGUGGCUACGUAAUACUAUUGGCUUCCAAGAUUUCCGUUUUGACUUUGUAAGAGGCUAUUCUGCGAAAUAUGUUAAGGAAUACAUUGAGAAUACGAAGCCCAUAUUAUCGGUUGGGGAAUAUUGGGAUUCUUGCAAUUACAAAGGCCACUACUUGGAGUACAAUCAAGAUAGUCACAGACAAAGGAUUAUUGACUGGAUUGAUAAUACGGGGAAAAUUGCAACUGCAUUUGACUUCACAACAAAGGGUAUUCUUCAGCAAGCUGUUAAAGGAGAGUUAUGGCGCCUCCGGGAUCCACAGGGGAAGCCACCAGGUGUUAUGGGAUGGUGGCCUUCAAGGGCUGUUACUUUUCUUGAUAAUCAUGAUACUGGAUCAACUCAGGCUCAUUGGCCUUUUCCGUCAAAUCAUAUCAUGGAGGGCUAUGCAUACAUUCUCACUCAUCCUGGUAUACCAUCAGUUUUCUACGACCAUUUCUACGACUGGGGAAAUUCCAUUCAUGACCAAAUCGUGAAGCUGAUGAAUAUUCGACGUAGUCAGGGAAUAACUAGCCACUCGCCUAUUCGAAUUCUCGAAGCAAAGCCAAAUCUGUAUGCUGCAGUUAUUGGUGAAAAAAUAUCCAUGAAGAUUGGGGAGGGUUCUUGGUGCCCAUCUGGAAAGGAAUGGACUCUUGCCACUAGCGGCAACAGAUAUGCUGUUUGGCAGAAGUAG